AUGAUUAAUCAGCACCCAGGCUUAUCGUCUCUCAGUACACAGUACUUAGAUGACCUCAUACAGCUAGUUGAGGCAGAUUUGUCUCAUAAUCCAGAACACACCCGGCGGUUAUGCCGACGAGUACCAGAAACAGAGACCAAUUCUUCAACGCAAAACGUACCUUCAGAACCGCCUGAGACGCUCGUACAUAAUGAUAAGCCGAAUGUAUCGUCAUGGCUGGACUACUUCCGCAGUGAGCCAGCAUUCCUAAUACACCUGGCUCCCGAUUUCGACCUGUCGAAGCUGAGGCUGCUGGCAUCCGCCACCGACGAUCUGCAAGCCUUAUGGAGGAGUCACACAACGCGUCUGCCGACGAUUGUGCCGGCAGCGGCAUGCUGGCGCGGGCUGCAACCUUCCUUUGAACAACUCUGGGUCGAAUCGGUGAAGAUCAAAACACAUGGACAAGAUCUUCGGGUCUAUGAACAGGGUGAACAGUCAGCUAACGCCGCGCUCGCGUUCUGGCAGCUGGCGAGGCCGAAUCAGGACAAUCCCAUCUGUAUUAUCGGGAUGGAGCCUCCAGCAUUAAUACGACAUCGAACAUUUGGAGGUUGUGCUCAACUUUAUCAACAAGUGACCACGUACCUUGAACAGCGAAUGGUGUUUAAUAUGACGCCGAAAUUCUCGUUCGUCGACUUGCAUAUAGACUAUGGCAAGGAUGGCAUCUCCGCCACUUUACACGAAUGCGAAAAAGUGUGGGUGAUGUAUCCUCCGACACCUCACAACCUGCAGUGGGUGGCCGAGCACCGGGGCCAGCAAGCCAAACUAGCACAGGGGAUGGCGGUCUUGGAAGGGGGCGUAGUGGCACACACGACUUCGGCGGAAGCGGUCUACCUACCGGCGGGAUGCUUGCAUGCUGUCUUCACCGUUGCCGGUGGGUUCCUAGUCUCGAUCGAUUGUACCACUCAGAGGUCAGUAUGGCCGUUUGCACAAUACCUCCGUCAUAACGUGCAAGCAGAGCUAGAGGCCGACGAACAGCGAAACUGCUAUUUUCUCUUUAUGGAUUCCCUCGACGUGGCGCUGCAGAAUGCUGGGGAGAGGGAUGCAUUCCGUGCAUGGGUCGCGGUUGAACAUCUCCUCCAGAUGAAGAGAAAGAAGGACGGAGGGUGGCUUCGAGCUACACGAAAGGUGUGGGAUGGCUAUCUGAAGGCUGACCCGAUCAUUGAUCUUGAAUGUCCCUGCCAUGGUGCAGCCAGCUCUUUCUUCCUUGAACAUUUCAAAGAUCGGCAUCUACGUUGGCUAUUCAAUGAUGCCGCGGAGAGCCCUACUGAGCGCAACUCAAGCACUAGAUCUGGAACCAGCAACAUCAGGAGAAAAUGCGCCACGGAAAAGAGGCGAAUUUCACGUGGAUGA
Exophiala oligosperma is the source of this 1389-nucleotide messenger RNA. RefSeq lists its product as uncharacterized. Lineage: Eukaryota; Fungi; Ascomycota; Eurotiomycetes; Chaetothyriales; Herpotrichiellaceae. The record is from RefSeq and is a predicted model, not a curated record. The coding region runs from base 1 to 1389 and encodes 462 amino acids. The transcript is spliced from 3 exons.